Molecule: messenger RNA, 1078 nt
Organism: Linderina pennispora
Lineage: Eukaryota; Fungi; Kickxellomycota; Kickxellomycetes; Kickxellales; Kickxellaceae
Exons: 2
Coding region: 271-957 (228 amino acids)
Cellular component (GO): cytoplasm; nucleus
Source: RefSeq, a predicted model, not a curated record
CAAGUUCAUAAUGCUGUCCGGCGGCGUGGUCAUGGAGAUUGGCGAGCUGCGGAAGGUGCUGGACACUCCGUUCACAACGCCCAGCAUGCACAUGAUGGGCACGCUGGACACUGUCAUCGAUGACUAUUCUUGAUUGUGAAGUGCAAUGAAGGCGUAUUGUCAACGACAUUAUUUCUUUUUCUUAUCAAGUGCACUGCUUAUUACAUUCGCUUUCUCACCUCUGCUUUUUCCAUUUUACUCUAGCCAGUACUGAAUAGGACUCGUGGGGCAAUGCCAGUCGAUACCAGCACAAGCAAGCUCCGCGUGUUGUGUUUGCACGGAUAUGAGCAGGAUGCCAGCGUGUUUCGCGUCAAGAUCAAGCACCUGGUGAGGGAGAUGGCCGAGCAGGUUGAAUUCGUGUUUGCUACUGCACCAAAUGUUCUGCGUCCCUUCGACUACUCGGGCAUGGACAGCCUGCUGCAGCAAUCGCUGAUUCAGUCGGGCAACACAAUAUCGCGCGUGCGCCAUGGCUGGUAUACGCAGCUCAGCGAUACUCCCGAGAUCACCCAUGGCCUCGAAAACAGCGUUGCGUACCUCCAGGGUAUGCUCGAGGAGCUGGGCCCCUUUGACGGCAUCUUUGGGUUCUCCCAGGGCGCGCUGAUGGCCGCUGCUAUGUGCUCACUGAUCGAAAAUAGCGUGUAUACCGGCCACCCACCGUUCAAAUUCGCUGUAUUGGCAUCUGGAUAUAAGCUCAGAGAUGCGAAAUGGACGUGGUUGUACGAUAGGCCGCUCAAGACGCCGUCGCUACACGUAUAUGGCGUGGUCGAUAGCAUGAUCCACAUCAGCCGCUCGGUCGACCUGAUGAACGCGUUUGCCAAUGCGCACGAGUACUGUUAUGUCGGCGGCCACUUUGUGCCUAAAUCACGGCAGUCAAUUGGCGUAAUAGCAGACUUUAUCCUGCAGUUCAGGUCAAAGUAAUAUAUGGCUUGGUGGCGCCCAGAAGGCUAAUUGCUAAUGUGCGCCACCCCAUUUGUACACAUACAGCGGCUGAUCUCAAGUAAUCGAUCAGUAUGUAUUAGCAAGAUAGUGUUGAGAUCAA